AUGGCUGCAGUUAAUCAUUUUUAUGUUUUGAAUAUUGGGAUGAAUAUUAACCCUAAUUUCAAUGUCAUUUACUUGUUCAACAACCUGCAGUUGAGGAACACACUCUAUGAUCACGACAUUCUUGCAUUUAUCAUUCCAACACUCCUGUCGUUGGUCCAGAUCAUAUAUCCAGCUUAUCAAGAUCUCUUCCGAACACACCCUAUGGCCAUGAGCGUUGUGCGGUCUAGCUUGCUUGCUUAUUGCUUGGCCUUCAGCUUGUGGGUGCUAAGUAUAAGACAUUAUGCUCGUGGACAAAAUCUUGCAUAUGCUCAUUUCUGGUGCCCUAUGGCCAUGAGGCUGUUUGGUUCAGUCUCGGUUACUUCACUUCUCUACAUUUUAUUUCCCCAUGACCCCUCCUGGCAGCCUCUCAUUUACAUUUUAAUCGCCGCUUACUUCGCUGGUAUCGAUUUUGCUUCAGCAAGAACCCUACUGGCAGCAUCUGCUUUACAUUUUGUGGGUGGCUCAGUUGCUGCUGCUGCUGAGAUUGCCCCGAAAACUGGUGAGAAGGACAUGUCCAAUUUUGCCGCGGACCACAAUGGAUAUGCCACAAGGAUAGUCGUCAAUACUUGGCCCCCAUUUUCAAUGGUUUUUCGCAUGUGA
Molecule: messenger RNA, 639 nt
Organism: Prunus armeniaca (apricot)
Lineage: Eukaryota; Viridiplantae; Streptophyta; Magnoliopsida; Rosales; Rosaceae
Source: the annotation of a GenBank genome assembly